AUGGCUUCACCACCAUCUCUUCCUUCUGAAAUAUUGUUUGAUCAGAUUUUAACGCGAAUCAAAUCACUCUAUAGUCUAGGCCGUUGUAGGCUGGUUUCGAAGGACUGGAAUCACAUCACAUAUGACUCAUGGUUCUGGCAUUUGUUUUGUAAGAGGAGCGGCACAGUUUCUGGGCUUUUAAUUCCGAACAAAUAUUCAUCAACCUUGGCGUCUAUUGAUAGUAAGUCCAACAAGACUUUGAUACUUUCAUCGCUACUAAACUUCUUGCCUGUUCCUGUCAAGAUCAAAGCUGUCAGUAGUACUCAUGGCCUAGUGUUUUGCGUGAGCCAAAACCCUAGACCCUCCUCCGUGGCACCUGAUUAUUUUGUGUGCAAGCCGACUACUCUACAAUAUGAGAUAUUACCCAAUCCAAAAACUAGGUACUUUAACAGAAUAACUGCUAUGGUUGUGUUGAGCUCGAAACCCUUAAGGUACAAGAUUAUUCGGUUCUCAGAUCCCAAAACUCCAAUCUCCGUCUACAAGCCUCAUCAUAAACUAAAAAGCUACAACAACCUAAUGUGCGAGGUGUUUGAUUCAAACACUUGGGCAUGGAAGAAACUGAAGGAUGUUACUAGUUUACCCUAUUGUGUUUUCUUCGGUUUUCACCGGCCUUGUGUAACAGCAUGCGGCGCGUGCUACUGGCUUCUAACAAACAACCAAGUAUUCGCUUUUUAUUACGGAGAUAACGAAGAUAGAUGGGAAAUAUUUGAUUUACCGCAGCCGGUACGUGAUAGUGACUGUUUCAAUUUUAACCAACUCGUGGAGUACCAAGGUCAUCUUGGUUUGAUUUAUUUUGAUAGAAGAGAGACGUUCAUGAAGUUAUGGGUAAUGGAAGAUCAUGAUAAAAAAGUAUGGAGCAAGAGACAAGCAUUGAACAUUGAUCUUGAAGUUCUUGAAGAUUUGGAGGGCUAUUGUGCUCCUUUUCCUGAAGCACUUUACAACAGUGAUAUUGCACUGAUGAAAGGGUUCUACAAAGUUAUCUUUUACAACUUUCAGGAUUCUAGCUGUAAGGUGGCUCGGCUACGGGAUCAACCUUAUGAGAUUUUCAAGCUGCAGUCGGAUUUUGAGAAAGUUAAUUUGAGGGGUCCGUGGAGAUGGCAAGACUUUAGUUUCAUCUUCUUCUUGUUUGCUUUUGCUCUGUUUAGUUAUGGUUUAUGUUUUGUGUUAGGUUUAUAA
Messenger RNA from Malus domestica (apple), 1215 nucleotides. RefSeq names its product F-box protein At5g49610-like. Gene Ontology annotation, molecular function: protein binding. The record is from RefSeq and is a predicted model, not a curated record. NCBI's taxonomy places the organism in Eukaryota, Viridiplantae, Streptophyta, Magnoliopsida, Rosales, Rosaceae.